Eucalyptus grandis is the source of this 815-nucleotide messenger RNA. RefSeq lists its product as uncharacterized. NCBI's taxonomy places the organism in Eukaryota, Viridiplantae, Streptophyta, Magnoliopsida, Myrtales, Myrtaceae. Bases 133 to 525 code for a protein of 130 amino acids. The record is from RefSeq and is a predicted model, not a curated record. The transcript has a single exon.
CCUAAUCAUUAUUCUCCUCUAUCGUCCUUUCUUCUCCUCUCAUCUGUCAAUAUCAGAAACCUCCAAAAAAAAAAAAAAAAAAAAAAGGAAAAGAAUCAAAGCCCAACUCAUUCCCAUCCAAUCGCCAUAGCCAUGGAGGACCACGACAGAUCGGGAGCCUACCGCUAUGGCGGCAACAGCUACCGCAACAGCAGCAGCAGCAACAACACCGACAUGCAGUUGCAGACCUACCAUGGCGGACCCCACGAGCUCAGAUGCCACAGCGCCUCCUACGCGCAGGCCCGAACGAACGGUAACGUCCGCGGCGACCAUAAAGGGAGGGACUUGAAGCCGAAGAAGGGGAAGGGCGCAUCUGGGUCGGCCUCCAAUUCCUGGGGCAUCGUCGCCGACCCCGAGUUCCAGAGGAAGCGGAGGGUCGCGAGCUACAAGAUGUACGGCGUCGAAGGGAAGGUCAAGGGGUCCUUCAGGAAGAGCUUCCGGUGGCUCAAGGACAGGUACUCGCGGGUCGUCAAUGGCUGGUGGUGAAUGGGCGGGGAGGCGCGCUUCUUGUGAGGUCAUGGCGUCGGUAUUUUUUCGUUCUCGAAUUCGAAGUUUGACGAUGGUUGAUCUCUAGGGAAUUUGGACUGAAAUGGUGGAGGGAAGCUGUAAAUUUUGGUGAUUCCUGGCAAUAUUUAAUAUUCUUUCCGUGCUGCACUACCUGUUCAUGUCGGUGUUCACAGGUCUCGCAGGCGUUGAAAUUGAGAUUAUUGUUUGUGGAGAGAGGCCAAUGCUCUUCUAGUUCAGUGCAUAUUUGAUGGGAUUGGAAAGUAGUUCAA